AAUUUGGAAACUUCUCCGAGUGUGUGCACAUAACCCUCUCCUACCAGCCGAGCCCCUGGCGAGCACUUUCGGCAGAGUCCUGCGCCCCGCGUUCUUGCUUCCUGGGGCGCUGAUCCGCGGGUCCCUCCCCGAAACCAGCACCCGGGUGGCGGCUUUGGUGGCUUAGGUGGCGGUGCGCACGGCCCAGCCCGGAAGGUCGGGGCUCUGGGGCUGCGCAGGCGGGACCGGCCUAGGCCGGUACGGGACGGCUGGGUCUGGGCGAGGACGGGCGGGGAGAGCCGGGGAUUGAGCAGCCGGGCCUCCAGGAUCCAGGUCGUUGUCCCAUCGGUCGCUGCCACCUCCAGUGCUGGGAGCCCUAGUGUGUGCUAGACAAACACUCUGACGCUGAGCUACAUCCCCAGCCCAAACUUGGAAUCUGAAGUCACAUCCACCUAGGGAGCAUAGUGGGACUGCCACACGCCGGUGAUGUGACCUCCACUUUGGUUCCACACCCUCUGGACCCAUGGCUGGUUUUUCUGGUUUGGUCUCUAGAGCAAUUUGCAUAUUUCCUUGAAGAACCCUCUGAAGCCUAACAGCCUGUCCUGGGACUUAGAGAAAGGGACACCCACGUUGGUUCUCCAGAAUUGGGGCUGGGAAUGGCCACAUGGAACAGGCCGCACCCAAGGCAGCCUCUGGCAGCAGAGUCAGCCACAGAGCCAGCCGCAGAAACGGGGUCUCAGCCCCUGGGCCGAGAGCUGACGGAAGCCAACCGCUUUGCUUAUGCCGCUCUCUGUGGCAUCUCUUUGUCACAGCUGUUUCCAGAACCUGAACAAAGCCCCUUCUGCACAGAAUUUGUGACAGGCCUGGUGAAGUGGCUGCAUUUGUCCGAAGCUGUCCUCCCAACCAUGACUGCCUUUGCCAGUGGCCUGGGAGGCGAAGGAGCCGACAUCUUUGCUCAGACUUUACUGAAGGACCCCAUCCUGAGAGGAGACCCUUCAGCAGUCACUCAGGACCUUCUGAGCUUCUCACUCAAGGAUGGACACUACGAUGCCCGGGCCAGAGUCCUCGUUUGCCAUGUGACUUCCCUGCUCCAGGUGCCCACGGAGGAGCUUGAUAUACUUGAAGAGGCAUUCCUGGAGAGCCUGAGGGACACCAAAGAGGAGGAGUCUGAGACCGCAGAGGCAUCCCGGAAGAAGAAAGAAAAGCGGAGGAAGUGGAAACGCUAUCUCCUGAUAGGCCUGGCCACAGUUGGAGGCGGGACAGUGAUUGGUGUGACUGGGGGGCUAGCUGCCCCCCUUGUUGCUGCAGGAGCUGCGACAAUCAUCGGCAGUGCUGGGGCAGCCGCACUGGGCUCGGUGGCUGGCAUUGCUAUCAUGACCUCAUUGUUCGGUGCAGCCGGAGCUGGCCUGACAGGAUACAAGAUGAAGAAGCGAGUUGGGGCCAUUGAGGAGUUCAUGUUCCUGCCUCUGACAGAAGGCAGGCAGCUACACAUCACCAUCGCCAUCACUGGCUGGCUCGGGUCCGGCAGAUACCGCACAUUCAGCGCCCCAUGGACAGCCUUAGCCCGCAGCCAGGAGCAGUACUGCUUGGCCUGGGAAGCCAAGUACCUGAUGGAGCUGGGCAAUGCCCUGGAGACCAUCCUCAGUGGCCUGGCUAACAUGGUGGCCCAGGAGGCUCUCAAGUACACUGUGCUCUCUGGUAUCGUGGCUGCCCUGACUUGGCCGGCUUCCCUCCUCAGUGUUGCCAACGUCAUCGACAACCCCUGGGGGGUGUGUCUUCACCGGUCUGCAGAGGUUGGCAAGCACCUGGCACACAUCCUCCUCUCCCGGCAGCAGGGCCGGAGACCUGUCACCUUGAUUGGGUUCAGCCUGGGAGCUAGAGUCAUCUACUUCUGUCUGCAAGAGAUGUCUCAGGAGCAAGAUUGCCAAGGGAUCAUCGAGGAUGUGGUCCUUCUGGGUGCACCGGUAGAAGGGGACCCCAAGUACUGGGAACCGUUCCAGAAGGUGGUGUCUGGAAGAAUCGUCAAUGGCUACUGCAGGGGAGACUGGUUGCUGAGCUUCGUGUACCGCACUUCCUCCGUGCAGCUCCGGGUCGCAGGCCUCCAGCCGGUGCUGCUGCAGGACCGGAGGAUGGAGAAUGUGGACCUGUCCUCAGUGGUCAACGGGCACUUGGACUAUGCCAAGCAAAUGGAUGUCAUCCUGAAGGCUGUGGGCAUCCGUACCAAGCCAGGCUGGGGUGAGAAGGGUUUCCCACUGGCUCCUGGCAGUCUGCCCCAAGAAGAGCCUCUCCAGACAGUCACAGUCUCCACAGAUGAGGCACUCCACCAGGAUGGGCAAACCCAGGGACCUGGCCCAGGAGACAGUCUCAAAACCACCAUACCUUCCAGUGUCAGGCAAGCCCAGAUGCCAGCAGAGCUGGACCAAUCCACAGAGGCCUUGCUCCCUGCUGCUGCCAGUCCAGCAGAAGGACCCCUGAUCUGCAGCCAUGGUGUGAGUUCUAACCCACUGGGCUGCCCUGACUGCACACCAGGGACCCAAGAGUCCUGUGCAGAACUGGAUUGACCCCAGCAGGAGCCUGGACUAUCUCUCCAGACUUCUGUAUGCAAUUUUCUCUAACACCUCUGAGCUCCUCAGAAUGCUCUGGUGGUGUGGAAUUUCCAUAAGCACCUUCCUUAAAUAGGAAGGGUCUAGAAUGGAGAGCCAUGGAGAAAACACUUGCUCCCUGAGGGAACACUGGCCAUGUGACUUACAGCAUCAACCCAGCUCCAGGCCAGUGUAGGCUCCCGCCCUCUAGGUCCCAUCCAGAGGCCCAGGAGUCGCUGUGGAACUGGAGGUUCCCCCCGCCCUGUCCCCUUUCUCCAACUUCAGUGGAACCAAGUGUCUUCAUGAUCUUUUACCAACUCUCCAGGGCUGCCCACCAGCCCCAGGCCCUACCAGUGGGGCCUUCUCAGGUGCCAACGAGGCAGUUUCCUCCCUCUGCUCUUCUUGGGAGGUCUGAUCAGCUCUCUCUGGCACAGGUGUGCGGGCCGUGUGCGCGGCAUAACUUCAGGAGUAACUGAGACAUAGGUAUGAUACGAACUUGUGAAACAUGGUGGCCCUGGAUGGAACCGUAGCAAGAGGACUAAAGGCAGAAUUCCAUUGGCAUAGAGAGAAAGUGGGCUGGUGAUAUAUGUGGAUCACCAGAGAGGGACCAAUAAAUACCAAAGGCUUUUCCCCUGA
Mesocricetus auratus (golden hamster) is the source of this 3197-nucleotide messenger RNA. RefSeq names its product transmembrane and coiled-coil domains 4 (gene Tmco4). The record is from RefSeq and is a predicted model, not a curated record. Lineage: Eukaryota; Metazoa; Chordata; Mammalia; Rodentia; Cricetidae. The transcript is spliced from 16 exons. Bases 636 to 2540 code for a protein of 634 amino acids.